Larimichthys crocea (large yellow croaker) is the source of this 1891-nucleotide messenger RNA. RefSeq names its product forkhead box D2 (gene foxd2). Lineage: Eukaryota; Metazoa; Chordata; Actinopteri; Sciaenidae. The coding region runs from base 446 to 1549 and encodes 367 amino acids. Gene Ontology annotation, molecular function: DNA-binding transcription factor activity, RNA polymerase II-specific; RNA polymerase II cis-regulatory region sequence-specific DNA binding. The record is from RefSeq and is a predicted model, not a curated record. The transcript has a single exon. Gene Ontology annotation, biological process: anatomical structure morphogenesis; cell differentiation; regulation of transcription by RNA polymerase II.
CCUACCCAACCCCGUGCGUAAAAGAUAUUUUGGAAACUUGGAUAUCUAUAAGUAGCUUUUUAAAUGACCUACAACAAAAACUGUUCACAUACGGAAACAAUCGGAUCUCAACACAACACGAGUCCAGACUGGUGCGAGAUCAAUGAUCUUUGACUUUUUUUUAAUGCCUGAAAAACUGUUUUCUGCUCGAUGAGAACCUGCCCUGCCUGACCAGCCCCGGACAACCAGGAGUCGCCAAAUCCACAGGUCAAAGAGUUAUUUAUCUUUUCAAUAGAUUCUAGCCAUGUAUGCAUUCAGUAGUUGGAGAUAAAUCUGCAGCAAAAGUCUGGUGCGGUUGUAAAGGGGAGAGGGAGAGUGUGUGUGCGCGCUCUCGCUCUGUAGCCUCACCGGACCCGAGGAGGAGGAAAUCUGGGAGAGAAGGGGAAGAGAAGCGGCGUCUCCAAGGAUGACUUUAGGGACGGAUAUGUCCGACAGCUCUGCAUUGUCCGAAGAUGUGGACAUCGAUGUGGUUGGGGGUGACAUAUCCGUUGGGAAGGACGGAAAGUACAUUCACCACGAGUUCAACUUGGACAAUGACUCGGACGAUAAUUACUCCCAGAACGCGGGUGAGAGAGGUUCCUCUCCCGGGCUCAGCAGCUCCGACUGUCCGUCAGACCAGAUGGGGUCCAGCGCAGAGGUCGGGACCGUGAUCGGGGACAAACCCAGAAAAAGUGCACUUGUGAAGCCUCCUUACUCUUACAUCGCCCUGAUCACCAUGGCCAUCCUGCAGAGCCCCAAGAAACGCCUCACUCUCAGUGAGAUCUGUGAGUUCAUCAGCAAUAGAUUCCCUUACUACAGGGAGAAAUUCCCCGCGUGGCAAAACUCUAUUCGCCACAAUCUUUCCUUAAACGACUGCUUCGUGAAAAUCCCACGAGAACCUGGCAACCCCGGAAAGGGCAACUACUGGACCCUCGACCCGGAUUCCGCAGACAUGUUCGACAACGGGAGCUUUUUGCGCAGGAGGAAGCGCUUCAAGAGGCACCAGGCUAAUGAAAUCCUCAGGGACACCGGUGGCUUUCUACCCGGGUUUGGAUACGGCCCCUAUGGAUACAACUAUGGACUUCAGCUGCAAAACUUCCACGCAGCGCACAACCCGUAUCACCCACACCACACAGGUGGUUCAUUCCCGUUCCCCAACGCCCCCUGCACCUUGCCCCCAUCAGGCUCCAUAUUCCCUGCGCCGCAUCCCCUGCCCACCCUUUUAGGGGCCGAUUUAAGAAAGCCCUUUUACCCUCAACUAAGCCCGUCUCUGCCGCCUCUCAAGACGGACUCCAGCGCCCCGAGUCGGCCUUCGUUCUCCAUUGACAAUAUCAUCGGUGCGGCCAACUCCACCGCCUCUUCCUACAGCGCACAGCCGAGCAGCCAGGCUCAGAUCCUGGCCAUGUUGACCCCAGCACUGGCCUCAGCUUCCAACCAUUUGAACCUAACACAGGACAGCAUAUUACAACCCGGGCCACAGGGUCAGACUUUUUCCAGCAAAACCCCGAAUAUGAACACUUGCCCUUUCUAGAAAAAUGGUGAGGUUGCCCGGUGAAAAAAAAAAAACUUUUAUUAAAAAGCCACUUGUGGCGUCGUCCUGUGUGAAGGUAGGCUGUAUCCUCGGUGAAAUAAGAGUGCUUUUGGGUCUCCCCGUUUCCUAACAAUGUAAGAGGAGAGACAGGUUUAUUUAUGGAUUGUAAAUAUGUGUAUAAUAUUAACAGACAAAAGCGAGACACACUCUGAGAAGGAUCUUUUUUUUAAAAAGAAAACAGUGCUGGCCUGCAAUCUGGCAUGUGGCCUUCAUUUGUCAGUGGGAGAAAAAAAAAUCCUGUUAUUUGAACAUAAAUUAAAAAGGUGUCACCCGAUUCUUUUU